Messenger RNA from Miscanthus lutarioriparius, 522 nucleotides. The record is from the annotation of a GenBank genome assembly. NCBI's taxonomy places the organism in Eukaryota, Viridiplantae, Streptophyta, Magnoliopsida, Poales, Poaceae.
AUGGCGACGACUGUGACUAGGCGGUGGUGGAGGCGGCGUGACGGCGGGAACAAUGACCCCGACGACCUUGCCCCCAUGGACACCCAAGAGCAAGAGGAGUUGGUUCGGAUGCUGGAGGCGAAGCAGAUCCACCGUUGGAGGCGCAUCUUCGCAGGGUUCCUCCUAGGUUACGCGGCCUUCCUUGUCUACUCCAGUUUCCACCAUGCUUGGUCUCCCUGGGAGCUGCGGUACCAUGCUUACUUCAUGGAAGAUUUGCCUGCUCCAAUGGUCAUAAUUGCAGAUUGGAUAGCUGCUCUAGCAUGCCUAUUUGAUAUUAAAGAAAUACUACAGAAUUCAGGCCCAUCAAAGAAGUGGAUGUCGUACUCGUGCUAUAUUGGCAUUUUGGUAGCCAUCUUUUGGACAUACUACAUCUUGAGGUUGCCAAGAAUUCGAUGGGAUGUUGCAUGGCUCCCACUCGGCCCUUUGAUGUAUGAUGAACUUGAAUCUCUCUUAAAUCUUCUUUCAGCAGCUACUCAUGAAUAA